GUAACUAGGGUUCUUCUUCCUCAUUGUUCCCUGCUCGAACAAAACUAUUGUUUUUAGGUAAAAAAUGGAAGAUAGAAAAACAGAAAGUUCGUUAAGCCAACAUGUAAGUCAGCCUAUACCACCUCCUGCUGUAGCUGUAGCUAUUAAUGGUAAGAAAAAGAGCAAAUACGUGGCCUUUUGGGCUCUUGAGAAGUUCAUCCCUGAAGGUUAUUCUGAUUUCAAAUUGCUUUAUGUUCGUCCUCCUGUUGCUUACAUCCCUACCCCAAUGGGGAAUGCGAUCUCAGUAACAGAGCUUAGAGAUGAUGUUGUAUCAGCUUACAAACAAGAAGUUGAUUGGAACACAAAUGAAAUACUUCGUCCUUACAAGAAGAUGUUCGACAGGAGAAAGGUGCGAGUAGAGAUUAUGGUGUUGGAAUCACACGAGCCAGCAUCUGCUAUAGCGGAAGAGAUAGCUGGAACCGGAGUCAGCAAACUCGUUAUAGGAAUGUCUCUUCGAGGAUUCUUCUCAAGAAAGAUCGAUAUGUCUUCUAUGAUCGCAACCGCUGUUCCAAGAUUCUGCACCGUCUAUGUGGUUUCCAAGGGGAAACUAGCUUCUGUGCGUCCUUCCGAUUCAGACGCUAGUGGUAGCAUAAUGUCCACCACUAGCGGCUCCACUGAUAGUCCUAGAGUCCUCCCUGAGUACCAAGACUUUGUCUCAUAUGUUUCGGAAGCACAGUCUCGUGUCUCUUCUCUCGCUCCGAGACAGUUGAGACACCCGGAGAUGAGUAGCAACGCGGUGGUUCAAAUGGACACGAGUUCUAACGAGACGGAGGAGCAAUCGGAAGUUUCUAGAGAAAGCAGGCUGCAGAUUGUACCGAGCGGCGGUGGUGGUGGUAAUGAUCAAUGGAAGAGGAGUAACAAUAACAACGAGAGCUUUAGUGCAUCGUUUCCGAUGGGAGAGGAGGCGUAUCACGCUAUGAGCUGGACUUCUAGAUGGAGAGAUCAUGAGGAAAGGAGAUCGAUCAUGAGCUCUUCUUCUAGCAACAACCACGAUCUAGCUAAUAUGGAGUGGGGUGCAGUGGUUCCUGAGAACUAUUCUUUUGUUUCUCAUCAAGCUUCUAACAUGUCUGAUGGACGCAUCAGUUUCCACUCCUUCAACGAUAAUCAGGUGAAUCUGACCUUUGAGAUAGAGAAGCUGAGAGCCGAACUGCAACAACUUCAGGAGAUGUAUGCCAUGGCUCAAAACGAGAAUGUCGAUGCCUCGAAAAAGCUAAAUGAGCUAAACAAGAAAAGAUUCGAGGAAUCAGAGAAGCUUGUGGAGCUUAAAGAACAGGAAGAAGUAGCUAAAGAUACAGCUUCAAAGGAGAGGCAGAGGUACGACGAGGUGAUGAAGGAGGCGGAGAAGGUUAAAGAACUCAUGGUGAAAGAGGCUUUACAUAGAAGAGAAGCUGAGAUCAAAGCAGAACGUGAAGCUAAAGAGAAAGAUAGGCUCCAAGCUUCUCUCGUCUGUCCUGGGAUCCAGUACCAACAUUACUCCUGGGAAGAAAUCACAGCCGCGACUUCGAAUUUUUCAGAAGAUCUCAAGAUUGGAAUUGGAGCCUAUGGAACUGUCUACAAAUGCAAUCUCCAUCACACGACCGGUGCUGUCAAGGUCCUUCACGCUGGAGAAACUCAGCUCUCUAAACAGUUUGAUCAAGAGCUUGAGAUCUUGAGCAAGAUCCGUCAUCCGCACCUUGUCCUUCUCCUCGGGGCGUGUCCUGAACGAGGCUGCCUCGUCUAUGAGUACAUGGACAAUGGAAGCUUAGAUGACAGGUUGAUGCUAGUCAACGACACACCUCCCAUCCCUUGGUUCGAGCGUUUCAGGAUCGCUUUAGAAGUAGCUUCAGCGCUUGUCUUCCUCCACAAAUCCAAGCCUAGACCCAUCAUUCACCGUGACCUCAAACCAGGAAACAUCUUGCUUGACCAAAACUUCGUCAGCAAACUCGGCGAUGUCGGUCUCUCCACUAUGGUUAACCAAGACGACGCUGCUUCUAAACUAACCGUCUUCAAGAAAACAAGUCCCGUGGGAACGCUUUGUUACAUAGACCCUGAGUAUCAGCGGACGGGGAUCAUCUCACCAAAGUCAGAUGUGUAUUCUCUAGGUGUUGUGAUUCUUCAGCUCAUUACCGCGAAACCAGCGAUAGCGAUUACUCAUAUGGUGGAAGAAGCUAUUGGAGACGAUGCUGAGUUUAUGGCGUUGUUGGAUGUGAAGGCUGGAUCUUGGCCUAUUAGUGAGACUCGUGAGUUAGCUGCUUUGGGACUGUGUUGUACUGAAAUGAGACGCAGAGACAGACCAGACCUUAAAGAUAUGAUCAUACCGACUUUGGAACGGCUUUGGAAAGUCGUUGAAAAAGCUCAAAACUCACUCUCGAGAACUUCGUUGGAUCCUCCUUCUCAUUUCAUUUGCCCACUUCUCAAGGGAGUGAUGAACCAGCCCUGCGUGGCUGCAGAUGGGUUCACGUACGACCGUGAAGCUAUAGAGGACUGGCUAAGAGAGAAUGAUACGUCGCCGGUGACGAGCCUUCAAUUGCCUAACAAGAACCUUCUUGCUAAUUACACUCUUUACUCAGCCAUCAUGGAGUGGAGAGCCAAUAAAUAAUAUUAAGAGAGAGAUUCGACAAAUAAGUACGAUGGAUUCUAUCUAUGUGUUUACUAUUUAUCUUCUUUCGUGUGGUUCUUCUCUCUUUGUUCUUCCUUUGUCUCUGUACCAACGAUUUUUAUGUUUUGUGUGAUGAGAUGCAAGACUACGAGUCUACAACAAUAGAGAUGGAGAGAUAAAAUGUCUUUUGAUUU
This is a messenger RNA of Eruca vesicaria subsp. sativa (arugula), 2811 nucleotides long. The record is from the annotation of a GenBank genome assembly. NCBI's taxonomy places the organism in Eukaryota, Viridiplantae, Streptophyta, Magnoliopsida, Brassicales, Brassicaceae.